AUGACAAAUAGUGCAUAUAAUUAUGCAAGUAGAUUAAAGAAAAAUAACAAUAAAGGGCCACUGGGUUUAGACGAAUUAUUCGACACGAACAAACAAGUCACCAAGAAAGUUAACCUUCUCUAUGAAUAUCUCUCGAAAUCCAAUAAUACAAUUAUACAUACAGGUGCCGGGGUUUCAACGGGCUCUGGAAUACCUGACUUUCGUGGUCCAUCAGGUAUUUGGACAGUGAUGAACAAUACAAACACUAAACAUGAUAAAGCCAAGGAUACAAAUUGUAGAGAAAAACAAAAUGAACAGUACGGACCUUUAACAAAAUCUAAGAAAAGAAGGAAGUUAACAGAUUCAGCAUGUAUACCCUCAAUGAAUAACACAUCACCAGGCCAAGCUGAUUCAUGUGAUAUUCCAGAAAAAGAGUCAACUGCAUGCUAUACAGAUACUUUAAAGAAUGAAGAAACAAAUUUAGAACAUGAAAAAGAUGAAGAAACUGGAGUGGAAAAGGAAGAUAAUGAUUAUGUAUAUUAUGGAAAUAAUAAAAGGAAAAUAGUGGAGUUUAUAUUAGCGUUGCCAUCAGAAUCACACCUGUGUCUGCUGGAGCUAUUAAGGAGGAAGAAAAUACGGUAUAUAAUAACACAAAACGUUGACGGACUACAUGCAGUCUCAGGAAUACCUUUUGACAAAUUAUCAGAACUACACGGUAACGUCUUUGUACAAAGAUGUCUUUUCUGCCAUAAGCGAUAUCAAAGGAACUAUGUCUCUCCAACCAUAUCAUUUAAACCAACGGGUGAUCUAUGUGGAUUAUGCACGUUUCCACCAUUGAAUGUAUUAACCGAUGUGGUUCUUGAUUGGUUUGAUUGUUACGAACAAUAUUAUGAGGAGACAUCGAAGUUGAAAUCAGAGUCGUCAGAUUUACAUGUGGUCAUGGGCUCAAGUUUGCAUAUUGAACCUGCGUGCCACUACGCCUCAAAUGACUAUCACAGAAAAUACGACUCGCCACUCAUAAUAAUCAACUACCAAAGUACCAAACUUGAUCCCGAAUGUGACCUCAUCAUUCACGAAGAUAUUAACAAAAUUUGCACAAACUUACUGAAGAAGUUCAAUCUUAAGGUGCCGACAUUUUUCAAGAAGUCACACCUAUUCAUUCUCAAGUACAACCACACGGCAAACGUGACAACAAAAACAAAUGAACAGAACAUCCGACUCGUAGUAAUAAUGAAAUCUUCAUGUAUUAAAUCUGUCGAAUUCCUCAGCGACAGCGCAGAAUACAGACCAAAAUGUAACAUACACGUCAUCAACAAAUUGCAAGGAGUUUAUAAAAUUACAAUCAAGGAAACUAUCAGGCUCAAAUUAACCCUGUUCCAUGAUACUGAGUUAUAUUUUGAAAUACCAUAUGAAAGAAUAGUGCUGUUUAAGGGUGAGAUUUGGGAACUUGACAUUUGCGCAACGAAUGGAAGAAGAUUAGUAAAAUCAUCCAAGACGUUCUAUAACCCAGACUACUACGAUCACUCCAGUAAUAGUUACAGAGACUCACCAGAAAAACACGAAAAAAGUAGUUUGAUAGGAAACGGAGUGAACCUGAUAAACAUAGAAAAAAUGGUAGUGUACUUUAACUCAAAUUUAUACCAAGAAAAACAACUGCCGUUCAGACUAGUUGGAUACCUGGAUUUAAUAAGAAAACACAACAAUUUCACUGAAGUAAAACUUAACAAGUCCCUAACAGUAUUAUCAUACCUAUGGUAUCAUAAAUUCAUACAACAGCAUCAAUACCAUCUAGAACCCAAACAAGAAGAUGGAAAAUAUUCAAAGAGAAGAUAUAGGGAAUCAGAUUAUGAACUCAGGAAGACAGGUAAUUUUACUUUAUACAAGAUGGAGGAAAGUUUCUUAACUAGUCCCAACCUGGACAUGAACACAUUGGAUUACGAAGAAACUAAAAAUUUAAAGAUAAAAUUUGAAAAUUUAACCGAAGAUUCAUAUGAAAAAGUGUUAAAUAUGAGUGAAAGUUAUAGUUUCGGUGACGAAAAGAUGGAAUUUGAGAAAAGAAAUGGCAUGAAGAGUUCAGAUUCCUCAGAAUCGACAUUCGAUGAACCACAUAACCCAAACUCUUAUAAUUCAUUUAAUAGCAAGGAAUACAAUAACCUCGUGGCUAUGCUGGAAAAUUAUUAUGACAAUUACAUAAUUAACACGAACACAGUUAGUGAGUCAGGAAAUACAACAGAUAACAGAACUAACAGGAGAAUAAACAUGUGGGAUGAAAUAUUCAACAGCAGUAAAUUUAAUAAAAUAAUACUAAACAAGUGCAUUAAGUUAAAGUGGAUCAAUAUGUCAAACAACAAGAUAAUCAUGAACAAAAGGGUCGAUAUCAGUGACUUCAUGUUAUCAGUAAAAUCAUCACUACCUCUUAAACUGUUUGUAGUUGAUAAUUAUCAACUCGGUCAGCUUCUGACUGAAAUCCCAGCACACCUACAGCAGAACAAUUAUAACUAUAAAUUAUUCAAAUUCAAUACUCUAUACGAGUUCUAUACAAAUUCAGCGCCUUGCGGCAUGUACAAUGCAUCGGGUUUAGAGGAUGAGGACGCCGAGCAGAUGAAGUCCAUUAACGUCUUUGAACUUCUGGUCUUCAACACCAUCAAUUAUAUCCUUAAGUUAAACACUCUUGACAGUUAUUACUACUCAAAUAGCCACAACAUUGGCGAGGACAAGAUUGAACACUACGUCAUCAUUAAGUUAUUUCACCAGUUCCUACCACUCUGGAUCAUUAAGUAUCUCUCAGAUCUCUUUGAAUGUCGUUAA
Theileria annulata is the source of this 2787-nucleotide messenger RNA. Its product is annotated as sir2-like histone deacetylase, putative. Bases 1 to 2787 code for a protein of 928 amino acids. The record is from RefSeq and is a predicted model, not a curated record. The transcript is spliced from 4 exons. NCBI's taxonomy places the organism in Eukaryota, Apicomplexa, Aconoidasida, Piroplasmida, Theileriidae. Gene Ontology annotation, molecular function: NAD+ binding.